AUGAGCGGUGCAGACACGUCCAAAUUCCUCGUCUCGGAGGCUCAGCUAGUCAAGGACGAAGCUCGCAGGCGGAAGGCGGAAGAGACCAAAGAUCUCGGCGACCCGCUCAAGCUAAAGGGUGUCCCCCUGGACAUCAAGAUCGUCGGGAACGAUGCCUGGAUAGCUGAGAACUCGCACAAGAUUCGCAAGCUGGAUUUGGAGACAGGAAAUACGUUGCAGCUGUAUUCAGGGCAUGGCGGCCCCGUUACCUCGAUCGCGUUCGUGAACGGCUCUCCGACCGAUGAGAAGGGAAUCCUCAUCUCAGGCUCCUGGGACAAGACCAUCAGGCUCUGGAAUACCCAGGACAAGUCUCUGAUCUCGACCACCGAUGCGCACUCAGACUUCGUGAAAACCCUCUUCGUCGUUCCCUCCUUGAACCUGCUUAUAUCCGGAGGCUCUGACAAGAUUGUGCGCCUAUGGGACCUUUCAUCCGCUGCAGAUGGCAAGCCUCUGCAUAACGUCGGAACCAUCGACUCGCACACGAGACCCAUCCAAUGUCUACACGCAACCGCGACGUCGGACAAGACUGCUACCUUGUAUACGGCUGAUACUAUGGGUAUAAUACGGCUAUGGGAACUCACGAAGCAAGACUCCGAACCUGCAUACUGGCGCAGCACCCUCAAGCGCGAGUUCACGCACCAUCGGACAGGCGUGAACGAUCUACACGUCGCGCCCGAAUACAUGUGGACAGCAUCGACGGAUGAGACCGUGCAGCUUGUGCCGCUCGCCGAAGUAGAUGACAAGAAGACCAAGCCACCACCGGCUAUCACCCAUCCAGGCGGCGUCAAGGCGAUUCUGCCUCUGGCGUUGACAGAUCUAGCAGAGCCAUACCUCUUCACGGCGGCUGGGGAUGUCAUCCGCACAUACGAUGUAUCGACACCCGACGAGCCAGAGCUCAUAGGCGAGGUGGACGCGCAUUGGCACAACGUGACGCUACUGAGGCUGUGGAUUCGGCGGACUGUAGGGGAGGACGGCCAGACUCGCGUGGAGCCGUGGCUUGUGAGCGCCAGCUUGGACAAUACGAUUCGCAAGUGGCGACUGAGUGACCUGCUCCAACCCAAGCCAAAGGUUGUCGCGUCAAAACCCUCCGCAAAGGCGAAGGCAAAGCCAGAGUUCCAGAUGACCGCAGAAGAAGAGGCAGAGUUAGAUGGGUUGCUCGAUUCUGACUAG
Molecule: messenger RNA, 1209 nt
Organism: Schizophyllum commune H4-8
Lineage: Eukaryota; Fungi; Basidiomycota; Agaricomycetes; Agaricales; Schizophyllaceae
Product: WD40 repeat-like protein
Exons: 8
Coding region: 1-1209 (402 amino acids)
Biological process (GO): negative regulation of transcription by RNA polymerase II
Cellular component (GO): transcription repressor complex; nucleus
Molecular function (GO): protein binding
Source: RefSeq, a predicted model, not a curated record